AUAUAAAAACUAUGGCAAAUUUAUCUAAACCUUUAAAUUCUCUUAAACAUGGAAAACUAAAUAAAAUUUAUUGGGGAUUAGCGUUUUUCAUAAUUUCUUUAGCUAGUUGGGCUACUGGUAGAAUUUCAGAACUAAUUACUUGGUUUUUUAUAAUUUUAUUUUGGCUAUUAGUUAGUAUUGUUUCCUUUCUUUUCGGAUAUCUUGGAUUUCAAUUAAUGUUAUUUAAUGAUAAACAAGAAGCAUAUGAAAUUAUAUUAAAGGAUAUAAAAGAAGCAACAGACUGGUUACGACAACAUGGUAUUGACGUCGAAACAUAGGAGAAAAAAUAUAUAUACAUAUCCAAUGUAUUAACACUUAUACGAAUAUAAAAUAUAUCUAUUUUAAAUGAUAUUUAUAAUGUAUAAAUGAUUGAGU
Messenger RNA from Pneumocystis murina B123, 414 nucleotides. RefSeq lists its product as hypothetical. The record is from RefSeq and is a predicted model, not a curated record. Gene Ontology annotation, biological process: GPI anchor biosynthetic process. Gene Ontology annotation, cellular component: endoplasmic reticulum membrane; dolichol-phosphate-mannose synthase complex. NCBI's taxonomy places the organism in Eukaryota, Fungi, Ascomycota, Pneumocystomycetes, Pneumocystales, Pneumocystaceae. Bases 12 to 317 code for a protein of 101 amino acids. The transcript has 3 exons.